AUGUAUGUAGAUGACAUUGUUAUUGCAGGAGAUGAUAAGGUUGGUAUUGAGCAGUUGAAGACUCAUUUGCAUUCUCAUUUUCAGACCAAGAAUUUGGGCAGGUUGAAGUAUUUUCUUGGCAUUGAGGUAGCUCAAUUUGCCCAUAAUGUGCGCCUCUCUCAAAGGAAAUACAUUAAAAGUGCUCCUGGUAAAGGCUUGUUGUUUGAGAACAAAGAAAACAAGUACAUUGUUGGAUACACUAAUGCAGAUUGGGCUGCUUAUCCUAUAGAUAGGCGCUCUACCUUGGGUUACUGUAUCUUGUUUGCAGGAAAUUUAGUGUCUUGA
This is a messenger RNA of Diospyros lotus (date-plum), 324 nucleotides long. RefSeq lists its product as uncharacterized. The coding region runs from base 1 to 324 and encodes 107 amino acids. The record is from RefSeq and is a predicted model, not a curated record. NCBI's taxonomy places the organism in Eukaryota, Viridiplantae, Streptophyta, Magnoliopsida, Ericales, Ebenaceae. The transcript is spliced from 2 exons.